Danio rerio (zebrafish) is the source of this 710-nucleotide messenger RNA. The record is from RefSeq and is a predicted model, not a curated record. NCBI's taxonomy places the organism in Eukaryota, Metazoa, Chordata, Actinopteri, Cypriniformes, Danionidae.
UAAAAACCAUUAUGUCAUGGUGAUGGAGCGGCCUAGUCCAAGCAUGGACCUGGAGGCAUUCCUUGAAGUCAGCGGUGGAGUCCUCAGUGAGAAAACAGCACAUACCAUCAUGAGGCAAGCUGUUUAUGCGGCCAACGUGUGCUGUUACCGCGGGGUGUUCCACCGGGACAUUAAGCUUCAAAACCUGCUGGUGAACCCCGACACACUGGAAGUCAAGCUGAUCGACUUCGGGUGUGGAGACUUCAUGAUGGAAUCAGCCUACAGUCUCUUCUCUGGCACAGAAGCGUACAUCCCGCCAGAGUUUUAUGAAAAAGGAUGCUACCGGGCCAAACCAGCGACGGUCUAUUCUCUUGGGGUUCUUCUGUUCACAAUGCUCCAUGGAGAAUUCCCAUCAGCGUAUGACCUGUACUACCUCCAACAUGACUGGUCCAAAUUUACCCUCUCUCAAGGUGAGAUGUUCAUCAAAGAACAAUUAAGUGAAACAGCUUAACAAUAAUAAUAACAAUAACCUCACCUCUCCAUUUCUUCUUCACAGAAUGCUGUGAUAUGAUGAGGGCUUGUCUGCAUGAGAAUCCAGAGUGCAGAAUUCCUCUAGAAGAGAUGCCUUACCACGACUGGUCCAUGCUGGAGUUCUGAGUCACAUUAGCAGAAUGUUUUGUAUAUUUGAUUUUUGUACAUGUCUGUAAUAAAGAUAUAUUUUAUUGAACUCA